AUGAAAAAAUGGUCAUUUUUUGAGUCUUUGUUCUUUUGUGGUACAGUCUUUACAACAAUUGGAUACGGCAAUGUCACUCCAGUAACGAAGUACGGACGGAUUGCUACGAUGAUUUAUGGCUGCUUUGGGAUUCCUCUCUGCUUAAUAUUCCUAUCUAAAACUGGAAAGAAUUUAACAAGGAUUAUAAAAUUUUUCUGGAGUUUCAUUCGAAGGUUCUACUACACGGGCAGUUGUAAGAAAAUUGUUCUACCGUACGCCGUCGACGACAACUUCAACCUGCCACCAAUUGUGGCUCUGGCGAUUGCUUUUGUUUACAUAUUCUUCGGAGCGUUCAUCUACACUCGAUGGGAAAAUUGGGAUUAUUUUGAGUCCUUCUACUUCACCUUCAUAUCCCUAUCCACCAUCGGCUUUGGGGAUGUUAUACCGGAUCAUCCACUUUUCUUUCUGUCAUCGUUCGUCUAUGUAGGCAUUGGUCUAUCUCUUAUUGCAAUGGUUGGUAGGCUGGUUGAUUGGCUGAUUGAAUGGUUGGUUGGUUAA
Messenger RNA from Helobdella robusta, 537 nucleotides. RefSeq lists its product as hypothetical. Gene Ontology annotation, biological process: stabilization of membrane potential; potassium ion transmembrane transport. The record is from RefSeq and is a predicted model, not a curated record. Gene Ontology annotation, molecular function: potassium ion leak channel activity. Gene Ontology annotation, cellular component: membrane. Bases 1 to 537 code for a protein of 178 amino acids. NCBI's taxonomy places the organism in Eukaryota, Metazoa, Annelida, Clitellata, Rhynchobdellida, Glossiphoniidae. The transcript has 3 exons.